AUGUCUGGAUUGCCCGCUAUUCUCAAAGCCACCGAGGAGGACAUCAAGCUCCUUCUCUCUGCCCAGUCCCACAUGGGUACCAAGAACUGCGAUGUUCACAUGGAGCCCUACGUCUUCAAGCGUCGUGCUGAUGGUCUCCACAUCAUCAACAUCGGUAAGACCUGGGAGAAGAUCGUCCUCGCUGCCCGUAUCAUUGUCGCCAUCGAGAACCCCGCCGAUAUCUGCGUCAUCUCUGCCCGCCCCUACGGUCAGCGUGCUGCCUUGAAGUUCGCUUCCCACACCGGUGCCCAGGCCAUCGCUGGUCGCUUCACCCCCGGUACCUUCACCAACUAUAUCACCCGUGCCUUCAAGGAGCCCCGUUUGAUCAUCGUUACCGACCCCUUGACCGACCACCAGGCCAUCAAGGAGGCUUCGUACGUUAACAUCCCCGUUAUCGCUUUCGCCGAUACCGAGUCUCCCCUCCGUUACGUCGAUGUUGCCAUCCCCACCAACAACCGCUCCAAGCACGCCAUUGGUCUUGCCUACUGGAUGUUGGCUCGUGAGGUUCUCCGCCUCCGUGGCACCAUCUCCCGCUCCGCCCCCUGGGAUAUCAUGGUUGAUAUGUUCUUCUACCGUGAUCCCGAAGAGAAGGCUGAGGAGGAGGCCGCUGCUCUCGCUGCCGAGAAGCCCGUUGAGGCUGAGGCCGAGACCGGCACCUGGGCCCCUGGUGAGGCUGCCCCCGUUGCCGCUGCUGGCGACUGGACCGCUGAGGAUGCUACCGCUGACUGGUCCGCUGCCCCCGUCACUGACUCCUGGGCUGCUUAA
Messenger RNA from Linnemannia hyalina, 804 nucleotides. Lineage: Eukaryota; Fungi; Mortierellomycota; Mortierellomycetes; Mortierellales; Mortierellaceae. The record is from the annotation of a GenBank genome assembly.